Molecule: messenger RNA, 1438 nt
Organism: Leptopilina heterotoma
Lineage: Eukaryota; Metazoa; Arthropoda; Insecta; Hymenoptera; Figitidae
Product: protein arginine methyltransferase NDUFAF7 homolog, mitochondrial
Exons: 5
Coding region: 105-1418 (437 amino acids)
Biological process (GO): mitochondrial respiratory chain complex I assembly
Cellular component (GO): mitochondrion
Molecular function (GO): protein-arginine omega-N symmetric methyltransferase activity
Source: RefSeq, a predicted model, not a curated record
UUCGGUUAGAUUCGAUAUUCGCUCGAUAUUUCAACAAUAACAAACACUUUAACCUCAAUUGUUUGUAUAAUUAUUAGAUUAUUACUAUUAUUGACGCAUUAAUAAUGUUAAAAUCUCUGAAAAUUGUUAAUGUUACGAAACAAUUUAAAACAGUACUGAAAAGAAUUAUUCGACACAAUUCCGUUGCGUCAACGACAUUACAAAAUGAUUUCUCUAAUUCACAGUGGAAAGAUAAAUCAAAUCUUUAUAAACAACUUUAUUCUAAAAUAUUAACUUGUGGACCCAUUAGUAUUGCUGAUUAUAUGAAGGAAGUAUUAACAAAUCCCAUUGAUGGUUAUUAUAUGAAAAAAGAUGUUUUUGGUCAUAAGGGUGACUUCGUUACUUCACCAGAAAUUAGUCAACUUUUCGGUGAGAUGAUAGCUGUUUGGAUAUUACACGAGUGGAAAAAGAUCAGUAACAAGAAUUUUCAACUCGUAGAAUUAGGACCUGGUAGAGGAACAUUGUCUAAUGAUAUUCUCAGGGUUUUCAAACAACUGCAAUGCGCCGAUAAAGUAUCAUUACACUUGGUGGAAAUAAGUCCCACACUUUCGGAAAUUCAAGCGAAAAAUUUAUGCGCUUCCUAUGAGGACAUUAAACCCGUUGUGAAUUCAAACGUUAAAAACGCAAUCGGUCCCUAUAGGCAAGGAAUCACGAAGGAUGGAAUAAAAAUCUUUUGGUAUUAUUCAGUCAACGAUGUUCCACAAAAUUUCAGUGUAAUUAUUGCGCACGAAUUUUUCGACGCUCUACCAAUUCAUAAAUUCCAGAAAUCAAAUAAAGGAUGGCAUGAAGUACUAAUCGACAUUGAUAAGAAUUCAUCUAGUCAGGAAAAAUUUCGAUACGUUCAAACAAAAGGACCGACAUUAGCCAGUAAAUUGUACCUGGAGAAAAGUGAAACAAGAUUACACGUGGAGAUAAGUCCGCAAACAAUGGUUCUAGUCGAUACACUCGCAAAUUUUCUAACUCAAAACGGUGGAUUUGGAUUAAUAAUUGAUUAUGGACACGAUGGGGAGAAAACCGAUACUUUUCGCUCCUUUCGCGAGCACAAACAACACGAUCCACUUUUAAAUCCCGGCACUGCGGAUUUAACAGCCGACGUUGAUUUUUCUCUGAUAAGAAAAAUAGCCACGAAAAAUAAUCGACUCGUCACAUUUGGACCAAUUAAUCAAGAGGAUUUUCUUAAACAAUUGGGAAUUGAAGUAAGAUUGCAAAGUUUAUUAAAAAAUGCGACGGAUAAGGAGAAAAAAUUUAUAAUUGACGGUUAUCGACAAAUAACAGACGCUAAUCAAAUGGGUUCGGUAUUUAAAGUAUUCUCAGUGUUUCCAGCUGUAUUAAAGCAACAUUUAGAAAAAUGGCCCGUUUCGGGUUUCAUGAUUUCGUAAUAAAGGAAAAUCAUUUAAUU